Molecule: messenger RNA, 1777 nt
Organism: Aspergillus steynii IBT 23096
Lineage: Eukaryota; Fungi; Ascomycota; Eurotiomycetes; Eurotiales; Aspergillaceae
Product: alpha/beta-hydrolase
Exons: 2
Coding region: 174-1523 (449 amino acids)
Molecular function (GO): hydrolase activity
Source: RefSeq, a predicted model, not a curated record
CCUCGGCUCGGUGUUCACAGGCGGAAACCCGACAUCGACCCCAGCGAUUGACGCUUAUAGCCUUCCCUAUCCACCCAACAGGACAGCACCUUUUUUAAUUACUGCCUCCUUGCCAUAUUUUUUCCUUAUCAUUGGAACUUUGAUUGCGUGUGUACUCAAUCGCCACUCCAGAAAUGGACACAGCCGAAGACCAGAAAAAGGCUGUCUUGGCCUUCCGCAAGGGAUGGAAAACAGCCCCCCGGGUGCCCAUCUCAAAAAUGCAGGCCUACUCCGCGCGCCCAAGGCCGGUAAAAGGGCCACUCUUGGUCAGUAAUACAACGAUUCCACGCCCAGGCUCGGAGGAGGGAGAGAAUCUACGCUCAAAGCUCUGGCACCUCUAUCAAUCCAAGAGCGAGGGCGUUGAGAAGCUUGACCCGCCCGCGCCCUGCUCCGACUACAAGGCUGAAUGGCUCGGGGUUCGAAAUGAUGUGAAGAACCACAAAGCCCCUCAGCCAGAGGGCACAGAGCAGGAAAAAUUCAAUGGCAUUGAGCAGCACGCCACAAAUGAUGUGACACUUUUCUAUGUCCCUGGAGGUGCUUGGUUCCGUGCGGGAUCUCCCGGCUCCCGGCCUCUGAUCCAGCAGCUCUGCCAGCACAGCGGGUCGCGCGCCUUUACAUUUCAGUAUCGUCUUGUGCCGCAGUACACCUUGCCUACACUCGUGCUCGACACAUUAGUGGCCUAUUUCUAUCUAAUCGCACCUCCGCCGGGAUCAUUCCACAAGCCCAUCGACCCCAAGAAAAUUGUGCUGGUUGGAGAAUCUGGUGGCGGGGUUCUUCACCUGCACCUCCUCCAAUUCCUCCAGUCUCUUCUACGCGGGUCAGACAAACCAACUAUCACGUUGAACGGUUGUACGAUUCCAAUUGCGAUGCCUCGAGGCUGCGCAUUCGUCAGUCCAGCGGCAGACUAUGCACUGGCUCUUCCCUCCGUGGAAAAAUUCAAGCCUGUAGACUGGCUAUCAGAAGGCGCGCCGUGGAAUCAGCCCGGCUUUCCAGCCGACGAGAUCUGGCCGGCCAGCCCGCCCCGAGGCGACCUUCACUGCGACGAUUCGGCACGGUGCCAUCCCCUUAUCGACCCCUCUACGUGGACAGAUUGGGAGGGUAUGCCGCCGAUGUGGAUUGCUUGUGGCGAGGAAACAUUCAGCGACGGGGUAAAGUUCCUGGUGAAGAACCUCAAGACCUCGGGAGUUCCUGUGACUUUUCUGGAGUAUGAGUUCAUGCCUCAUGUUUGGAAUCAAGUUAUUCCGGCGCUCCCUCAGAGUAAGCACUGCAUGAAAUCGUGGGGUGAGGCUUGUCGGACGAUUGGGAGUGAAGCCCACGAACAAACUUCCUCUGCCUGGUUUGUUAAGUUGGGCCGGUUGGAAAUGGUUCCAAGACACAUUGAUGCGUUGCUUGAUAUCCCGCGUGAAGAAGUCUUGAGACGGAUGCGAGCGGCAAGAGAUGAACUGGCCAAGUUUGUCCGGAAAGGUGGGGAAUCAAAACUGUGAUUUACAACCUGCCAUACUAUAUACAUUCUAAAGAUUUCAUUGAUAUUGGAUGUCUUGUUAUUUUGCGAGCCUGUACUUUGUUCUAUCACCAUUUCGGCUGCUUAGCCUCGAAAACCAAAAUCGACCCAACAACGUCCACCUUCACAUCAUUGAAAUUGUCCCGAAGACCUUGAAUCAAAACCUUCGCGCUAUCACCAGUAUUACUGAGCCUUUUCUCCCAAUUCAGAACCUUAAGCAGGAUGCGACCAGCCCAG